CGACUGCAUUGUUAAUUGGGAAAGAUAUAUGAUGUGCAAUGUUUUGGCGUUUUGUUUUCUACUUUUAUUUCGUAUUAUAUAGUAGAUUCAUUAGAUUCAAAUGGCACUAUAAUGGAUGCGCUACUUUGUAACUUGUUCACAUGAAGGGUGCUAUCAAGUAAACCAAGGACCAGUAGUUUGCGAAAUCUUGGAAGCUACUGGAGCCAGUUUCAUUGCAAAAAGAAACAACUCAUCUCUCGCAAAGUGAAGCCCUAGUGUUGGUAAAUAUCAGGGGAUAGGUUAUAAUACCGUAUUCUAUGGGGUGUGACUUUUGGUAUUAUUAUGAAUUUACACGGUGUUCAUACAAGUUUAAUGUUGCUAGUCUGAGAACUGGAGUUGACAUCAGUAAUUACCAAAGAGAAAUACGCUACUCCUUUUGUUAUAGAUAGUAUACCAAGUAUUAAAAUGACUGAAAGAGUGAUUCGAAAGCUUAAUUUUACCAAUAAAAAUAAUUUCCAUCCACGAAUUAUGGGCUUCAAGUGAUUUUUCUCAAAGUCAAGACGAUGUGCAGGGUAUACUGUCAUGCCAGCCAUAUCGGCGCUAAACCCAAUUUGACGCUCGCUGCUAUCGAUUGUGUCGUCCAAAACGCUGCCCCAGAAAUUUGGCGACGCUCUGGCAUCACGCAUCACUCUCGCCCGAUAAUCAACAACCCUGCUGUUGCUCUGCCAAGCGCUGGCAUACACGGCUACCGCUAUGGAUGAUCUUUUGAAUCUCGAGCUGUUGUCGCUCGUAUCCAAGGUCUCGUCGGAGCUGCAAAACCACGUUGGCGUCGGCGACAAAACCCUUGCAGAGUUUCUCAUCGCGAAGCGUCUCGAAAGCACAACGUCCGAUGACUUUCGCAAAACAGUAGACGGCCUCGGUGCCGACUUUCCGGCCAGUCUAGUCGACAGCCUGGACCGGCUGGUUUUGUCCAUGCAUCCAAAGUUCAAAGGAAAACAGGCUGUGCCGGAAGAGGAGCACCAUCGCACGUUUGCUGAGAAGGAAAAGGUCUUCAGCGGCCUGUCCAUGGCCGACUCCAAAGUCGAAACGACAUCGAAGGAUGCCAUCGAUGACACAUUAGCGCUUCUUGCUGGCCUAGAAAGCAAAGCCGUCCAGUCAAGAUCAACAAACCGUCGAAGCAGAAGCCCCCGCGAAUCGCGACGCCGAAAGAGAUCAAGAUCACGCGAACCUCGACGACGAGAACGAUAUCGCUCUAGAUCUAGGUCACAAGAUCGUGGCGAUGAAGACUGGCGCGAUGGAUUUAACGGUAGCAGGAAGAGCGGCCGAGACCGACAACGACGACACGAUGACUACGACGACGAUCGCCUGCGACGUGCGCCAGAGGCAGAGAUGGACGAUGCACCGAUAUUAAACAAGGUUUAUCAGGGUCACGUUACUGGCAUAAAAGAUUUUGGUGUUUUCGUCAACCUCCAUAAUGUGCGCGGCAAAGUUGACGGAUUGGUUCAUGUGUCCCGCAUCAGUGCUGGCCAGCGAAUCAAUCACCCGUCAGAUGUGCUCGAGCGUGGCCAAAAGGUCUGGGUCAAGGUCACAUCUAUUGAAGGUACCAGAAUUGGACUUUCUAUGAAGGAUGUAGAUCAGAUUAGCGGCCAGGAUUUGGAACCACAAGCACGCAUGACUUCUGGAGCCAACAUGGAAGCGUUGGGAGGUAAUGGCCGUAAUGGCUUCCAUAAUGAACCCUCUGGAAUGCCACGAGAUGACAUUGGUGGACCAAGACGACAGAAGAAACGAAUGACAUCGCCAGAAAGGUGGGAGAUUAGACAGCUUAUUGCUUCAGGUGUUGCAAAGGCAUCCGACUAUCCCGAUCUUGAAGAAGACUACAACGCCACUCUCCGCGGAGAUGGCGAGAUGGAGUUGGAAGAAGAUGUUGAUAUUGAAAUCCGCGAAGAAGAACCUCCUUUCCUUGCCGGCCAAACGAAGCAGUCAUUGGAGCUCUCGCCUAUUCGAGUUGUCAAGGCUCCUGAUGGUUCGAUGAACAGAGCAGCCAUGUCUGGAACAAAUCUGGCCAAGGAACGACGAGAAUUGAAACAGCAAGAGGCCGACGCAAAAGCAAAGGACAAAGCUGCGGGCGAUCUUUCAUCUCAAUGGCAAGAUCCCAUGGCAGAUCCCGACAAACGCCAGUUUGCCAGUGAUAUGCGCAAUGCCAGAUCAGCCACGCAAGCUCAGGGAGAGCCCGAGUGGAAGCAGGCCAUUGCUGCCAAAGCACCGCCAGUGGUCAAGAGAGUCAAUCUCAGUAUGAAGGAACAGCGUGAAUCUCUUCCCGUUUUCGUUUUCAGAGAGCAACUCAUCAAGGCCGUUCAUGAGAACCAGGUCUUGAUUGUCGUUGGUGAAACAGGAUCCGGAAAGACGACACAGCUUACGCAAUAUUUCGCUGAGGCAGGAUUCGCCAAUGACGGAGUUGUUGGCUGUACACAACCGCGUCGUGUUGCUGCCAUGUCUGUUGCUAAGCGUGUCUCCGAAGAAGUUGGCUGUAAACUGGGAGAGGAAGUCGGAUACAAUGUCCGUUUUGACGAUUGUUCCGGUCCGCUCACGAAGAUCAAGUACAUGACGGAUGGUAUGUUGCUUCGUGAAGUGCUCAUGGACCCAGAUAUGAGCCGUUACUCUGUUAUUAUGCUUGACGAAGCACACGAACGUACUAUCGCGACUGAUGUGCUUUUCGCCCUCCUCAAAAAGGCUAUGGCGCGACGACCAGAGUUCAAGGUUAUAGUCACAUCAGCUACGCUCGAUGCGGACAAAUUCUCUUCCUACUUCAACGAAUGCCCUAUCUUCACUAUUCCCGGCCGUACAUUCCCUGUUGAGAUCUUGUACUCUCGCGAACCCGAAUCCGACUAUCUGGACACGUCCUUGGUUACGGUCAUGCAAAUCCAUUUGACUGAGCCCAAGGGAGAUAUCCUUUUGUUCUUGACUGGUAAAGACGAAAUUGAUACAGCGUGUGAGGUCCUCUACGAGCGAAUGAAGGCACUGGGCCCCAAUGUACCAGACUUGCUUAUUCUCCCGAUUUAUGCAUCGCUUCCACCCGAGAUGCAAGCCCGAAUUUUCGAACCUGCACCGGCUGGCAGCCGAAAGGUUGUCAUUGCCACCAACAUCGCAGAGACAUCUAUUACGAUUGAUGAAAUCUUCUACGUCAUUGAUCCCGGCUUUGUCAAGCAGUCAGCCUAUGACCCGAAGCUUGGUAUGGAUUCGCUAAUGGUCACGCCGGUUUCGCAAGCCCAAGCAAAUCAAAGAGCUGGUCGUGCCGGACGUACUGGACCCGGAAAAUGCUUCCGCCUCUACACGGAAGCUGCUUACCAGUCUGAAAUGUUGCCGACAACAAUUCCCGAGAUUCAGCGCCAGAAUCUAAGCCCCACGAUUCUCAUGCUCAAGGCGAUGGGUAUUAACGAUUUAUUGCACUUUGACUUUAUGGACCCUCCACCUGUAAAUACUAUGCUUACAGCGUUGGAGGAGCUCUAUGCUCUAAGUGCCUUGGAUGACGAAGGCUUAUUGACUAGAUUGGGUAGGCGCAUGGCUGAUUUCCCGAUGGACCCAAGCUUGUCCAAAGCUCUGAUUUCCGCCGUGGAUCUGAAGUGCUCCGACGAGGUUGUAAGCAUUAUUUCAAUGCACCAGCUGGAAGUCUUUUACAGACCGAAGGAGAAACAGCAGCAAGCCGACCAAAAGAAGUCCAAGUUCCAUGACCCUCAUGGCGAUCAUCUCACGCUGCUCAACGUUUUUAACUCUUGGAAGAACAAUGGCUACUCGAACCCCUGGUGCUUUGAAAACUUUAUCCAGGCACGAUCGAUGCGCCGCGCAAAGGAGACAAGAGACCAGAUCCUUAAAAUCAUGGACCGACACAAGCAUCCCAUCAUUUCCUGCGGUCGCGACACACAGAAGAUCCGCCGAGCGCUCUGCUCUGGUUUCUUCCGCAACGCUGCCCGAAAGGAUCCCCAAGAAGGCUACAAGACACUUACCGAAGGCACACCGGUAUAUAUGCACCCGUCCUCGGCACUUUUUGGCAAACAGGCAGAAUGGGUCUUGUACGACACUCUUGUGCUGACAACGAAAGAGUACAUGCAUUCCGUGACAGCCAUUGAACCAAAAUGGUUGGUUGAGGCGGCGCCCACCUUUUUCAAGGUGGCACCGACCGAUAGAUUAAGCAAGCGCAGACAGGCAGAGAGAAUCCAGCCGCUGCACAACAAGUUUGCAGCCAGCGAGGACGAUUGGAGACUGAGCGCCCAGAAGAGAGGUGGCCGUGGUGGUGGUGGCGGUACAUGGGGUUAAACAGCAUGUGUUGGCUGUUAAUUUUUAUAAGUGUAUAUCAGGCGUCUGGGUUUUAGAACGAAGCAUAAAUAUAUAGCAAUGCCAUUUUUUUUUACGUGUAA
[Torrubiella] hemipterigena is the source of this 4391-nucleotide messenger RNA. The record is from the annotation of a GenBank genome assembly. Lineage: Eukaryota; Fungi; Ascomycota; Sordariomycetes; Hypocreales; Clavicipitaceae.